AUAUUCAAAGAGCGUCUGUCUGCCCCGCUGCAAUAAAGGCAGAUAGCGGACCAUGGGGAGCAGGGGAAAACUUUCUAUACUGACAUGUUAGCGCAAUGACUUUUUGAGUAACAUCUAACUGGGACGAGGCUCCCGGCGUGAGGAGGACAGGGCCCCUUUUACGGGAAGAAUUUAAAAAAAAAAAAAAAAAAAAAAAAAAAAAGGAGCACUUGCCAUCUGCCGGGGGAACGAAAAAAGCAAAGACGGUUAAAAGAGUUGAGAGCAGUCCAACAAACAGCGGUGGAAAAUCCAGUUUGAGUUGAAAGAUGAGCUUGUUGUCUGCCAUAGACACGAGUGCCUCCGUGUACCAGCCUGCGCAACUUCUCAACUGGGUCUAUCUUUCAUUACAAGACCCUCACCAGACCAGCGCCUUUGACGCGUUCAGACCCGAACCCAACUCUUCCCACCCGGAUCUCAGCUUCAGCAAGACUCCCGCAGCGACGGACCUGAGCUCUUCCCUGAACUCCAACUAUCUCAACAACUUCUUUCAGCUGCAGCGAAAUGAGGCCUUAAACAACAACGUGUAUAAGAAUGUGUCGCCCUAUGGCUCCCUGAACAACAUUGUGGAUGGACUCAACUCCCUGACGGACCAUUUCUCAGACCUUUCCCUUUCUUCAGAGCCAAGGAAACCCAACAAAAGACCCCCACCCAACUAUUUGUGCCACCUGUGCUUCAACAAGGGCCAUUACAUCAAAGACUGCCCUCAGGCCAGACCCAAAGGUGAAGGACUGACACCCUACCAGGGGAAGAAGAGAUGCUUUGGAGAGUACAAAUGCCCCAAGUGUAAAAGGAAGUGGAUGAGCGGCAACUCCUGGGCCAACAUGGGACAAGAAUGUAUCAAAUGCCACAUCAAUGUCUAUCCACACAAACAGCGGCCUUUAGAGAAACCGGACGGCCUGGAUGUGUCUGACCAGAGUAAGGAGCACCCACAACACCUGUGUGAGAAAUGUAAAGUCCUGGGCUACUACUGCCGCCGUGUGCAAUAAUCAUCUUUAUCCAGAGGCUGAGAGCAACAUUUGGGUCCCAAGUAUCGCUCAUCCACCAUCGAGGCUUUUCACAUCUUCCCUACCCAGUACACAUCCAGGUUUUUUUGUUUUUUUCCUCACCCAUGUCCUGCACAUGACAUGGAGUCCUUUCCUCCUCACGUCUUCUCAGAAGCCUCCAACAUAGAGUAGCUCUAAUCCUUUUUUUUUUCCCGAAGCCUUUCCUCUCUACCGCAGCAAUGAAACCAUCAUAGAACACAGAUUUCAUUUCUUUUUCUUUGACAGUAUUGAAGAUUACAUCCAGGAAUGAGAGGAAUGCUUAGGAUCAAUCUUAUCUCUCAAAGUAGUCUUCAACAAAAAAAAAAAUUGCCAAACUUUUUUUUUUUUUUGUAUGCCUUGUGUAUCAGAAACCACAUAACCCAAUUGAUCCAACUCAGUGUUUAACAACAGCAAUUUGUUGUAUUGAUGAUUUAGCACCAGGCUUGUAUUUCAUCGGUGUUUGCUGACAAUAUCGGUCUCAAUAGAUUACCUCACCUUGGGGUUUGUUGGCUUUGUGUUUACAGAGAUCUGCUUUCCAUUUCCCCGCCAAGUGAAGUGUGUGGCGAUGUGAUGAACGUUUAACCGGGGGCCUCUCAUGAUGGUAUACGAGGCCUUUUGAUGUCUUGCCGUAUUAGGGUCAACAGCACAUCUUAUUAACUGUGAAUUAACUGAGGGAUAAUGUGCCAUACAUCCCUAGCUUACAUUUGGCCUAUUUAUUUUCUUGUUGUCAAGUGUGCAAUUUGAAUUUUAACUGGGACAUAAAGAAAUAUUUUUUUUUUUGUAUGUUUGUAUAUCACAAUAUUGUGUAACUGCUUCCACGUGUCUUUAGAAACUACUGUAGGUUCAGUUGUGUAGUCGCUCCUCGGCUAGAUUUAGUGCAUUGCUAACAUAAGGAUUCAUUCAUCCUCCCUAGAGUAUUUUUGUUACCACACAAAUUUUCAUUUAUCUGCAGUGUUAGAUAGAUAUAAAUGCUAGAUUAGUAAACUGUGUUGCUGUAAUUUCAAAGCAAAAGAAGGGUCAACAGAGAAGAAGCUGUAGGAACGGCUUCAGUAACAGUAACAUGUCGCCACACGUGUUCUCGUCCGUGUUGAAGAUUCUAUUUUUCAGAGCGGUUGAAAAUCUUGAACUGCUUGCCACAGUUCGAUUAGCCUUAUUAAAUGUUAUUUGACAGUUAAACUGUUCACCUAAAGCCUGAUAAGAUUUUAAAACACCAGUUUGUAAAAUACAAAUGAGAUGUUUGAACGAGAUUCAGAAAGACGUUAAAAGUUUUAGUGCCAAUUGAUGCCUGGCAGCCUUAGUGGAGUCAGUGAAGCAAAAUGGAACUUUUCCAAGGGUUUGCACCCUUCAAAAACUAUGUCCGCUAAUUGCAGUGAAAAGAGUGUCUAGAGGGAGGUGAAGCUUUGGAGAACUGCAAUGAUUUUUCAGGUUGGUUCAGAGAAAGAACACGAUUUGAUAUAGAAGGGAUGAUUUGCGACGUGGUGAUGCUGAAGAUUUGUGGAUAUAUUGAAAGUGAUUGUGAUUUAAGUUUACACUUGCAUUCGUAUUUUAUGGGGCCUACAAGCAUAGAUCAUGUCUUUAAAGGAAGAGAAGUACCCAUUGUGUUUACAUACGUCACUGUGCAGAUCGAAAGCACGACAGAGGAAAUUAAUCUAGCUCUCGCUUAAAGAAACCUGCCUUCCAAGGAUCCUUGUUAUAGGAAUUGUGAACUAUUUUAUAUGUACUGUAUUUAUAGCCUUACAAAAGCUGGUCCACUAUAUUUUAUACUUCAACAUACUGUAUGUGCCUUAAAAAGAUUUCAAUUCUCGAGACUAAGACGACAUUUGACAUUUGGAAAAGACGUGGAUUUAGGCUCAGAGGUGGAGCAGUAGACAGUAUACAGCAGAAGGUACACCCCUGUGCACAAUCACUUCAAUUUCAAAUGAUUUCAAACUGUAUCACCGAGAAAUAAUUGCAUUAUUUCUAAGAUUGCAUGUAGAGUGUUUCUUCUUGUGAAAUGUGACACAGAAAAAGUAUAUUGAAAAUACAAGCCACAAGGUAGAAGCUCAGUGCAAUAAAAGUGAAUACACCUGUGAUAACUGACACACAAGUUAAAAACAAAAAACUGAAACAAAGUUGAGUAAUUUCCAGUUAGCCUGAUAGCAAGAACACAUUUAUAAAAAUGAUGUGUCUGCACCAUGGCUCCACUAUGAUAAGAAUUGCCAGAGGAGUUUAAAAAAACAUGAUAAAUAUGGAAAGAUCAGCCAGCAUUCCAUUGGCUACCAACUAAUGAUCAGUGGGAAACCAGUUGCAGCAGUAAUCUAGGGGGUAUAGAAGGAGCCAUAGCACCAGUAAUCAAUGUGGUUAUCAAUGGAAAUUAGCAACUCUUUGACUGCCCAGACAGGGUGAAGAACUCUGCAUAAAGAUAACAUCUAUGGAAGAAAACAUUUGCUUGCUUUUCAGCACUAAACUAAAAAAAUGUAUGAAAAGAAGCCUGAUGAAUAGUGGGAGUUCUCUGGUCAAAUGAGAACCAAGAUAACUUCUGGGAGCUGAGAGGUAUUCACAAGGGCUACGACAGUGAAUAGUCCUGGCAGUGAAGCACAAAGUGGAGCAAGUGUGAUUAUUUGGGGCUGCAAGGUGUUGGGAACAUGAGAUUCAUAAAUGGCACCACGAAUGCCUGUGAUUAUGCCAAAACACUGGCUGCUGAGAUGACGUCCAGCCUCCAGAAGAUUGGCAGAAGAGGAAUAGUUAGGCACGAUAACAUUUCAAAACUCCUGGCCAAGUAUGUCACUAAACUUAAAUCCAAUAGAAAACUUUGGGGUGUUUUAAAGAGAAAGGUAGAGCAACACAACCCCAUCAGCAAAGAGCAACGUUUUUACAGAAAUGUGGGUAACUCAGAAGUCAUGCAAUUAUGCAGCGGUGAUACAAUUUUGAAUCACUUCGGUGGCGUCACGCUUGGGUGUUCUGUUGUAUACUCGAUGUGCAUGUGUAACUGUGAUGCAUAGCAAGUUUGACGUAGGUUCAGGUUGUGACAAGGGACAAGAAAACGAUAAAGCUCCUCUAUUUGCGGUUGAACUGGCAUGGUGGGUGUUCGCUUCAACGCAGUUUGCUGAGUUGGAGGCAUGGGCUGAACCAGCAUUUCCAGCUGGCAAUAACAAUCCUACUGUGGUCUGUUGUCAUGGAAUAUCAACAAAGAUGUUAUUUCUUAGUCGAUCCUCACAACACAAUGAAGUUGCAUAUGAAACUGUGGACCUCACUCUUUGUUUUGUUAUCUGUUGUAGUUAUGUUUAUCCAAGAAACCGUGGGUUUUGUCAAAAAAUAUACAUGGUUACUUGCUAUGGUGGGAGUGGAUGAUAAUGGUACAUUACAGUGUGGGGAAAUUUAAUUAAAUUCCAUCUGUAAAGUUAAAAGGGCACUCCGGUGAUUUAGUAUUGCAGUUCCACAAAGUUGGGAGGCUUGCAAGAGACACUAAAGAAUAGUUCAUGCAGCUGAGGCUGACAUAUUUUCACUUUUAGUCGUUAGUAUGGCUCAAGCUCCAAAAAUGCAGUUCUGAUAAUGCCACUCAAAGCAUCUUUCAGUCAAUCGCCUGGAAAAAGGACGACAAUUUCAAAACUCUGCACCAACAGAUCGUAAUACAUAUUUUUUAAAAAUGUGUCUCUAAGCCUGAGUUGAGUUAUAUUCUCUGUGGUGGUAAACUGAACAUCGUAAGCAAAACUGAUCGAGUGUCCCUUUCAAGGAAAGACUGUGCAUCUAUACUAAUCUGAAUUAAAGCUUCUCCUUAUUGGCCGCCACUGUUGGGAACAAUCCAUUUUUUUUUUUCUUACUGUUAUCGUCUUUCUUAUGCUCCGUGUGAUGACACUAACCUGACAGGUCUUUCAGAACCUUAUUGUCCACGUCGUACCGUGUGGACGUAGUGAAAGGAAUAGAUACCAAUGAUGCCUUAUGAACUAACCUCAUAAUCAAAUAACAGUGUUAUUGUGAUUCACAGAGUUCUGGCAGAACAUAAAUGACAUGUAGGUCUCGAGAAAUCUUAUCAGAGAGUUUGAUUCCGCCCAGAGACAUGUUAUGAGGAGGCCAUUUAAAAUGGCGAAUCAAGAGCCAAUGGAAGCAGCUGAUACAAUACAUUUGAAAAAAAAAAAAAAGAAAUCUCUGCUUUCAGACGUAGUGUCUUGAAUUACAUAUACUUGACUUUUCUAGUACCUUUUCAGUUCAAAAUUGUUAUUUUCUAUGAACGAGAUGUGUAUUUUGGAACACUUAAUAGAUGUUGAAAUUUUUAAAGCAAUCUGCAAAAACUCAAGAGUUAUUUCCCUGACAAAGAUAGAUUAUUUUAUGUAUAUAUUUGAUGGCCAUCAUUUUCAAUGAUAGUAGCUCUUUUGAAGUGUUAAGCAAUAUCAAAGCUUUUUUUGUGUGAAGAAGGGCCUAUUGCUGAGAAAUAAUCAAAGCUGGGAGUUUUUUUUUUCUCUUUUUUUCUUUAUGUUUUACAAUAAUCUGAAGGGUUAUCCUGCAGAAAUAUUUAUGGAAAGACUUUUUACAACACUUUUUGUAUAGAAUAUGCAACAAAGUUACACUAAGAAGGAAAUAUUGAUGUCUACAUAGAAUAUUAUUAAAAAAAAAAGAAGCUGGUACAUAAUUAAUAACCUUUCUCAAUUAUAAGCCAUUGUUAUUUUUGUGUUUUGUUCUACGAUGUUAUCAGUUUUGAAUAACCCAACGUUAUUCAGUUGCUAUGUGACUAAUUAUGAGCUGACAUUUACAUCCAUACGGCCGCAUGUAUUCGUUUUGUAAACAAUAUUAUGAAGAUAUAUUGUGUUAACAUGCAGAAAUCUUUUUUUUUUUUCUUAAUUAGUGAUGGAUACUCACCACUGUAUAAGCACAUUAAACUGUGAGAUGUAGUUUGCUUAAAGCAGCGAUGACAAGAAACUAUUAUAAAACGUUACGGUGUUAUUCGUAGUUUAGGGAGUGUAUACUUUUGUCAAGAAAGCGUGUGUGACAAAGAACUAUUUUAGAGUUUGCAUGUGCAUGUGUUUGGUUUUGAAUGAAAUAUUACUUUGUGCAAUGUAUACUUAUUUAAAUACUUUACAGUAGUUUGCUACAGUACAUAUUGUUUUUAACAUUAUAAGCAACUUCUGAUUGUUAUUAGUCCCGAAGUAUUUCAUUUACCGCAAAUGUAGCCUCUGCAGAUAAUACGUAUUUACUGAAUGUAAUGUGUUAACACUUAUGUGGUCAAGUUGGAAAGUUAUGUUUGUAUUCUUUGCUGUCUGUAUCACUUGAGAUGUUUGUCAUGCAGUAUUGCAAUAAUGUAAUAUUUGAAUUGGACAGAACGCAGGCGUGAGGUUGGGAAGACAAUGAUUCUGGGAAACAAGGACAGUGGUGGUUUCGAGAGUCGACCACAGGUCUGUUUUUCAUGUCCAUGAAACGGCAUUCCAAAAUGUGCCUUAUUUGUUAGUUGGGAAAACAUUUUAGUGCUUUAGUGCUGUUGAGAGUUUGAUGAAUAAAAGUCAUAUUGAAUUAA
Stegastes partitus (bicolor damselfish) is the source of this 6546-nucleotide messenger RNA. RefSeq names its product zinc finger, CCHC domain containing 24 (gene zcchc24). Lineage: Eukaryota; Metazoa; Chordata; Actinopteri; Pomacentridae. Gene Ontology annotation, molecular function: nucleic acid binding; zinc ion binding. The coding region runs from base 306 to 1025 and encodes 239 amino acids. The record is from RefSeq and is a predicted model, not a curated record. The transcript has 4 exons.